UCUGUCGUCCGGUCAUGGCUCCGUUGUUCAUUAUCGGCACCGUGGUGCUGGCUUCCGUUCUUUCCUCCACGACGGCAUCAAGCGUCUGGACGCUCAACUGCGCCCCUCUUACUCAAGCCCGCCUCGAUCCCAUCUUAGCACCCGGCGUCUGGCCUUCCGGCCAUGUCCACGCCGCGGUUGGCUCAACAGCCUUCGGUCAACAAAUGAAUGGCACAUACGGUGCUCUCCAGGGCAAUGCGACCACCUGCGACAAGUUCACGGAUCACAGCAGUUACUGGGCUCCUCAACUAUAUCAUAUGCGCUCAGACGGGCUGUUCGACCUCUUGCCCUUCACAGGAAUGGCGGCGUACUAUGAGAACUACACCUGUGACUAUAACGCCAGCGCUCCCGGCUGGUGCGUUGGAACCCGCAACCCACGAGCGUUCCCGCCUGGCUUGAAAAUGCUUGCUGGUAACUCGCUGCGGCGAACUCAGAACAUGAGCGACCCAUGGCAGCAAGCCAUCUUGCUCGAGUCCGGCAACAACGGUGAAGUCUACGGGAUGCCGCCUAAGCUUGACGGCAACCAGCUGUCCGGCCACGUCCGCUUUCCCAGCUGCUGGGAUGGCAGUAACCUCGAUUCCCCUGACCACCAGUCGCACGUCGCAUACCCGGAUGCCUCACUCGGUGGCAACACCCAGGGGGGUAUGUGUCCCUCGUCUCACCCUGUGGCACUCAUCAACAUUGGUGCUGAAUUCGGCUUCGCCUUGAACGGAGUUACGGACCCAGCCUCUCUUGUCUUCGCGAACGGUGACACGACGGGCUACGGCUUCCACGGUGACUUCUAUAUGGGGUGGGAGAACACGACGGCGUUGCGGGAUAGCUUUGCGGAAUGCUUCACGAACGACAACUGCCCUUGGCGCGCCUUUGGUUCACCAACCGGCCGGGACCCGGUGGCUACGGCAAUGAGCCCGAUGGUCCAGCCUCCGUACGAAGAUAUUGGGCUGAACGGGCCGAUUGCGAAGUUGCCCGGAAACAAUCCGGUGUACAGUGCAUAGAAAGGGUAAUUAUGGCUGACGGAUGCUAGUCGGGAAAUAAGCCUUCGGUUUCCGAGCAAUACUGCCUGAGGUGGAUACUGAGUCUUUCUUCAGAGGUGUUGUGGCAUAACGCCCCACACAGCACUUGUUAUGCUGUAUGUAUGGUUAUACUUCGGCUCGCUGCCUCCCAUUGAUCUUGUGCGACUAUUCUCGUCCCGGACAGAAAUCGUAUGUGCUACUGUUGGCGAGAUGCAUCAAUUAAGGCAGCGUGGAUAUAUGUUCGGAGCGUUGCGUCCUUUGGUAUGAUUCAGAACGGACGUUCGUCACAUGAAAGCUCGAGGCGGACAGCGAGCCGGUAUUGGCUGGG
Baudoinia panamericana UAMH 10762 is the source of this 1380-nucleotide messenger RNA. RefSeq lists its product as uncharacterized. Lineage: Eukaryota; Fungi; Ascomycota; Dothideomycetes; Mycosphaerellales; Teratosphaeriaceae. The record is from RefSeq and is a predicted model, not a curated record. The transcript has 2 exons. Bases 15 to 1034 code for a protein of 339 amino acids.